Trichoderma virens Gv29-8 is the source of this 1128-nucleotide messenger RNA. RefSeq lists its product as uncharacterized. Bases 73 to 609 code for a protein of 178 amino acids. The transcript has a single exon. Lineage: Eukaryota; Fungi; Ascomycota; Sordariomycetes; Hypocreales; Hypocreaceae. The record is from RefSeq and is a predicted model, not a curated record.
AGUUAUGAAGAACUUUACUCUUUUAUAACCUCUUGUCUCUAUCUAUCCCGAUAUAAGUGCAUAUAAGUGCAAAUGCCCUCCUCAAGACGAGAUUAUCCCAGCAGUCUUUAUCCCGAAGUCGGAUCAAGCUACAAGUCCAGCUACAGCAACAGCGACAGCAACAACAGCAUCAGUAGCUAUUCUUCUCGGAGGAAUAGCACAAACCACCACAGCUAUGGCGACUAUCCACGAAGCAGGGAUCAUCGCCACCGCGACAGAAACGAAAGACAUUUUCGAGACGCUCAUUCCACAAAUACAAAGGACUCUCGGCGCAGCUACUCCCACGAUCGAAACAGAGAUGACAGAAAAAACAGCGGCGGUAGCAGCAACAGCAGCAACAACACUAUCAAGCAACGCACCAGAGGCAUCUGGGAACGAGCCAUACCAUCAGAUUAUCGACCCUCGCAGGCCGAUCCAGAUGCGAGGCGGGAGCGGCUGUCCAAGGAAAAGGAGUGCGGGGGGUUUGACUGGACGCAGGGGAUGGUGCUGGGAUUGAUGGGGGCGGCGGCGCUUUUCAGUGUGGAGAGGUCGCUUGUUAGGAGGCAGAAGAAGGAUUAUAUUCAACAUUGAAUGGGAAUAAACGUUAUAGUGUUUUGCUUUGCUCUUGGUGGGAGUCUUGCUUUUUCUAUUAUGACAUUAUGAAGGAUACUAUGAUAUACGAUACCAACACAAAUACGAGGUCUUGCAUGAGGACAUAUAUAUAUAGUCUAUAUAUUCAUCUAAAAGUAUCAACGCCUAUAUACUCGUGUCUAAAUCAUUCCCCUCCCCUCUGCAAAAUCUACUCCAGCUUCAACUGCGCCUCAAUCGUCUCAACCAACAAGUCAAACAGCUUCUGCACAUGCUCCUCCCUGAUCGCCGCCACUCCCGUACACACUCUAAUCGCAAAGUGACCAUUCACCACCGUGCUCGUCAAGUAAAACUGGCCGCUCGCAUUGAUCGCCUCAUACAGCUUCUCCGUCCGGCUGUUGAUCUGGUCCUCGCCAUCGCCCUUGGCCCGGAACGACACCAGGCCAAACCGCGCCUUAGUGAAGAUGGUGAACAGGUCAGGCCGUGUCACGAACUUAGCCUCCAGAGACUCGCCCUGCGUGA